AAGUCCCCCUGUUUACUCUGGGAGCAUGGGAGCGGACACCAUGACUUUGGUCCUUGCAUGGGGGAUCUCCAUUUUCAAACCUUGCCACCGCAAAGUCUGUUUUCAAGUCUGAAAGAAGGUAAACUGUGUGCAAGCUCAGUGGCUUAGAAAGGAUAUAAUUUCAAAAUGCUGAGCUCCAGAGCAUUUCUGUUGCAGGUGUGUUUGAGUCUGGUGGUUUCUACUGGCUCCUGUACCUGUAAACCUCUCAAUAAUGACAUCCAAAGCAAGGACCAAGAGGGAUUCUAUGCUCAUCUCUCAGAGGAGGACCUUCUGGAUGAGGAAGAUAUGGACUUGAGGAUGGAGAACGUCCUGGGAACCAUGAAGGAGGGAUUUUUGAGGAAACUCAACCUGUCAGAUGUUCCUCAGGAGCACAGCAAGAUCUACCCUCCACAGUUCAUGAUGGAGCUCUACCACAAGUACGCCUCGGACAGCUCAGCAAUCCCUCAGUCUGAUGUUAUACGAAGUUUCACUGUCCAAGGUAUCACUUUCUCUUUGACAAAUGGCACAAAGUCAAAACACAGACUGCAGUUCAACAUCAGCAUCCCCAACCAUGAAAAGAUUACCACAGCUGAACUACAGCUCUUCUUCUUCCUGCAUGCCAGGUCAAGGGUGACCUCCCACCGUGUCAAGGCCACCGUCAAAGUCUAUGAGGUGGAUCACAGUGAUUUGACAUCCACAACCCAAUUACUGGUUGGCAAAGAGGUGACAGGCUUGCAGAGCAUGUGGACGACGUUUGAUGUGACCACAGCUAUUCAGAGCUGGAUCAAGUCAGGCAAUGGAGCAACUGUUUUUGAUGUAGUGGUGGAUCGGAAGGACUGUGGGGCUUCUGACAGUGGAGAGGAAGGAGCAGGCUGUUUAAAUAUGAGCAUGUCUCUUGGAGAUAACACUUCAGCAGCUUUAAUAGUCUUCUCAGAUGACCUGGGUAACAGGAGGAGGGAGACAAGGAAGGAACUAAGAGAGAUGAUCCUCCAUGAAGAAGAAACCAUCUUACACUCGGGUGCUGACUGGAACAGAGGAGAGCAACUUCCAAAUGAGAUCCCAGAAGCCCAGCAUCCACGGAGAAACAAAAGAAAGGCAGAGAGGGAAUACUGCCGGCGGACCUCACUCAAGGUCAACUUUAAGGACAUUGGCUGGGACAGCUGGAUUGUGGCGCCUCCAGAAUAUGAUGCCUUUGAAUGUCGAGGUCUGUGUUACCACCCGCUGACGGAUGAAAUGACCCCGUCCAAACAUGCCCUCAUCCAGACACUGAUCAACAUCAGGGACCCCAAGAAGGCCAACAUGGCAUGCUGCGUCCCCAUCAAACUGGACCCCAUCACGGUCAUGUAUCAGGAGAAUGGACGUCUCACUAUAAGAUACCUGUAUGAGGAGAUGAAAGUGGCAGAGUGUGGCUGCAGGUAGUUGGAGAGGGUCAGUUUGCUUUGGUGGAAGCACAGGUGAUUGUAAUGGUUCUAAAGCUGCAUUUUAUUCAAGUCAGUCUGAUGUUCAGAGCUAAAAAGGUUGUAUAACAACCACCAUGCUCACCAUUGGUCCAGUCGAAGAGAAGAAGCCCAGAUCAAAGAAGAAACAUUGAUGCGUCCUGCUGCCUAAACAUUGUCUUUGUAAAAUACUUCUUCCUAUGCGAUAGCAUAAGUUACAUCUGUGAUAUUUUAUAACAAUACCCAGAGUCUACAGCCAUACUAGCAGCUCUGUGAGGCUGUGCUUAGAUGCAACAGUGCUUUCAGCUAAAUGCUAACAUCAGCAUGCUAACAUGCUCACAAUGGCAAUGCUAACUUGCUGAUGUUUAGCAGGUAUAAUGUUUAUCAUGUUCACCACCUUAUAUUGGUGUGUUAGUUUCCUAACAUUUGCUAGCACCAAAUACAAAGUACAGCUGAGGCCGAUGAGAAUGUUAUAAGUUUUUCUAAGUUUUGCAGUUAUUUGGUCAUAAACCAAAAUGCUGAAUCAAAAGAAGUGCUAGAUGAAAAGACAAAGUUAUUAAAAUUCACAUUAAGUCAUCCAAAAGUUGAAGAGAUUUUUUUUUUUUUAAAUGUCAACCUCAUUAUGGCGCUAAAUGAACUCCAGGAAUCACCAAAGUAGGUAGGCUUCAUUCUCUGAGGGCCACGAAUGUCUGUACAAAGCAUCAUCACAAUUCAUCCUGUAAUUGUUGACAUAUUUCAGUCUGGACCAAAGUGGUGGUCAAAAUGUCUGUUACUGUGAAUAGUUAAGUGAGUACAAUAUUAACUGAUCUCCAAAAGGCAUCAAGUUAAAGAUUACAUAUUCUUUCAACAUUUUAACAAGAUUAUUGUAUUAUUUUGUUUUUGUACAAUUUUAGAGUGUAAAAAAAAGGAAAGGACCACCAUACAAAGGUUUUGGCACCCCAUGAGAUUUGAGUUCUCAGAUAAUUUUACCAAGGUCUCAGACCUUAAUUAGCUUUUUAGGGCUAUGGCUUGUUCACAAUAAUCAUUAGGAAAGGCCAAGUGAUGCAAAUUUCAAAGCUUUAUAAGUAUUCGGCCUCCUCAAACCUCAGCCCAACAAUCAGCAGCCAUAGGCUCCUCUGAGUUGCUGCCUACAAAUCUGGUGCACGUUUCUACUGUGCUGCAACACCUGCACAAAUAUGACCUUCAUGGAAAAGUCAUUGGAAGAAAAUCUUUCCUAUGUCCCUGCCAUAAAAUCCAGCAUCAGAAGUUUGUAAAAGAACAUCUAAACAAGCCUGAUGCAUUUUGAAAACAAAUCCUAUGGACUGAUGGACUUAAAUAUAACUUUUUGGCUGCAGUGAGCAAAGUUAUGCUUGGAGAAAAAGGGUACAGAAUUUCAUGAAAAGAACACCUCUCUAACUAUUAAGAACAGGGGUGGACCUAUCAUGCUUUGGGCUUGUGUUGCAGCCAGGCACUGGGAACAUUUCACUGGUAAAGGGAAGAAUGGAUUCACUUAAAUAUAAACAAAUUCUGGAAGCAUCACACCGUCUGUAAGAAGCUGAAAAGAGGAUAACAACAGCAGAGUAAUGAACCUGAACCCACCUCAAAAUCCUCAGUGGACUACCUCAAGAGGUGCAAGCUAAAGGUUUUGCGAUGGCCCUUACAGUCCCCCGACCUAAAUAUCAUCGAUCAUCUGUGGAUAGACCUCAAAAGAGCGGUGCAUGCAAGACGGCCCAAGAAUCUCACAGAACUAGAAGCUUUUUGCAAGGAAGAAUGGGCAGAAAUCCCUCAAACAAGACCUGAAAGACACUUAGCUGCUAUAAAAAGCCUUUACAAGCUGUGAUACUUACCAAAGGGGGUGUUACUAGGUACUGACCAUGCAGGGUUCCAAAACUUUUGAUUCAGGCCCUUUUCAUUUUUUCUUAUUUUGAAACUGUAAAUGAUGGAAAUAAAAAACUUCAUGCCUUUCGGAAAUCAGGU
Xiphias gladius (swordfish) is the source of this 3410-nucleotide messenger RNA. It is a transcript of the gene gdf2, whose product is annotated as growth differentiation factor 2. Gene Ontology annotation, cellular component: extracellular region. Gene Ontology annotation, biological process: SMAD protein signal transduction; BMP signaling pathway. The coding region runs from base 166 to 1437 and encodes 423 amino acids. The record is from RefSeq and is a predicted model, not a curated record. NCBI's taxonomy places the organism in Eukaryota, Metazoa, Chordata, Actinopteri, Istiophoriformes, Xiphiidae. The transcript has 2 exons. Gene Ontology annotation, molecular function: cytokine activity; growth factor activity.